Labrus bergylta (ballan wrasse) is the source of this 2424-nucleotide messenger RNA. Its product is annotated as myeloid-associated differentiation marker-like protein 2. Lineage: Eukaryota; Metazoa; Chordata; Actinopteri; Labriformes; Labridae. Gene Ontology annotation, cellular component: membrane. The record is from RefSeq and is a predicted model, not a curated record.
UGAGUGCAUAUACACACUGACACACACACACAGGACAGGAGCUGGGCAAAAGGCGACUGAGACGACGAGACAAAGAGCAUGAGACAGAGCCAGCGGUGUGAAGGAUUCUAAUGGGACGUUUUUGGGGCCUAACGCAACGGAAUUAUAAGGAUACAAGUUAUGGAUGUUGAUUGACAGGACGAGGAACUUGUCCACCUGUUCUGCACUGAGGGCAAAUGUCUGAGUAUGACUUUUAGAGGACUUUACUUUUAUUUCAGGCACUGGACAACUUGGUGAUUAAAGAAAACAAUCCAGGAUUUCUGAGGACAUUCACUACAGCUCUGAGUAAGACCAGGAUCAAAUUCAUAACUCUUGAAAACAUAAAAAAGAAGGACUGAUACCAGUGUUAUAUACUUUAUAGAAAAUGUUCAAGGUUUAGAGCCAGAGGUCUUACUAAAUACCCUUGACUAUUAAGCUCUUUUUAAAGAAACGCCUGCCUAACAGUGUAUAAAUGUAACUCUGUUGCACCACUGUAAUUACAAGGCAAGCUGAAGGAAGGACUACAGACAUUUGUAAUUAAGGAUCUUCUGUGAAAAGCAACCAAGAGGGUGAGGUCUGUGACUAAAGACAAGAGUGGACCCCUAGAAUACCAGGACCGAAAGCAAGACAUCAAAAACUGCGACAAGGAAAACCAGCUGCCCUCAUAGAACAACACAAACCAUGGAUUCUCAUGGCGGACACUACCUCAACAAAGACGCUGUGUUGUCACCUUUAGGGGCAGCUCGAAUGUGCCAGCUGCUUCUUGGCUGCACCAUAAUGGCCCUGGUGUCCCACAGUGCGGGCUACAGCGCCAACUAUGGAAUCUUCUGCAUGUUUGUGUGGUGCUUCUGCUUUGCCGUCACACUGGUUGUGUUCACCUUGGAUAUUACUCGGCUUCACACGUGCAUGCCUAUCUCCUGGGAUAACUUCACCGUGGCCUUUGCCAUGCUGGCAACCCUCAUGUAUAUCACAGCCUCCGUGGUCUACCCUGUUUACUUCCUCCAAUCAGAGUGCCCAGAUGAGGGCUGUGAAGUCCAAAUGUACCGCAUUGCAGUCACUGUCUGCUCCAGUGUUUGCUGCUUCCCAUACGGCGCUGAAGUGUUCUUAACUCGAGCCAAACCAGGGGCUGUGGUGGGCUACAUGGCCACUGUGUCUGGUCUACUCAAGGUGGUCCAGGGUUUUGUGGCCUGCAUUAUUUUCGGAGCUCUGGCCAAUGACAGCGAGUACACUGUCCACAUUGCUUCUCAGUACUGUGUGGUGGUGUACAGCCUGUGUUUCUCCAUCACUGUCAUAGUGGUGAUACUGACAGUUUCUGGGAGGACCUCAUCACUGCGGUUCCCCUUCGACCGGUUUGUGGUUGUCUACACCUUUUUUGCUGUGAUCCUCUACCUCAGCACAGCACUGAUCUGGCCCAUCUUCAGCUUCGACAAGAAGUACGGCAACACGACUCGCCCUGAGGACUGCCCACGUGGGGAAUGUUCCUGGGAUAGCAAGCUGGUGGUGGCAGUGUUCACCAAUGUCAACCUGAUUCUCUAUUUUGUUGAUCUUGUUUACUCCCAGAGGAUUCGCUUUGUCUCCAGCUCUGCUGUCUGAAAAAACCCUUCAGAAUGAAAACCCUCACAGACAAAUAAAGAAAGUUGAAGGCCCACAUUGACCAUGCUCUCCAUGGUAAAGUCUCUCUGUAAACGACUCAUGGUGUGGUAUGCAUGUGUGCCUUUUUUCCUUUUCAGUGACUAUUCCAAAUUGGGUCUGUAGGCAGUAUUACCCCAUGCUACAAUCUCAGGGGCCUUUCUCCAGUUCUGCAGUGACCUACCAGGGAGAGCCUGCCAGGUGCACUGUUGAUGAGCUGACCUAAGCAACUUUCUUCACAGAGUAUCCUGGAAAUGUCCAUCUGAGCACCAAAUGCAUCCCUCUGCACCAAAUUCCUCUGCUGGUCACACACAGGACAGAGCUAUUAUUGGAUAAUGUGGAGAAUAUAAGAAGUUUUAUGUCAGUCAGACUAACACAGGCUUUAUUAAAUCAUUGAUGUAUUAUGUAUUUAAACACUAAAGUGGUUGAAAAUGUAACUCGUAGAGAUGCAAAGCUUAUGCUAAGUCUGCAGUGUGCACUGAACAUAGCUUCAGGGUUUGAAGGUCUAGCCAUUUUGCUGUAUUUUUACUUUCCAUUUUGUAUUCUUGUCUUCACUCGUGUUAGGCCUUAAGUUCAACUUUAAAAGACUUUUCCCGCCAUUCAGUGAAUGUCAAAUGUAUCUGAUACAUUAAUUUUGAAGGAAACACUUUGCCAACAGUAUUAGACUGAUUAUUUUGGAUGAGCACAUCAUGUAGUGAUCUAUUUUUGGCAAUAAUUCUGAUGUAUUCAAUGUUUAAUAAAACGUCAAGAAUUCACGUUUUUUAUAUUUUAUUACUG